Molecule: messenger RNA, 3218 nt
Organism: Epinephelus lanceolatus (giant grouper)
Lineage: Eukaryota; Metazoa; Chordata; Actinopteri; Perciformes; Serranidae
Source: RefSeq, a predicted model, not a curated record
AGGCAAAAUGGCAUUAUUAAAACAAUGCCGAAUUAGCUAUUAGCAGUUUCUGUUUGCAACUAACCCAUGAACAUACAGUCAGCUACAACUGAAAUACUUUCACACCCAAGAAACUUUAAAAAUGUGACGAUUCUCAAGCAGCUUCUGGAACUUCGCAGCGUCUUUUUCUGUUGAUUUCCAAGUGGACUUAUGGAGGUGUAUUCAUGAUGGACAUCGGAGAUAAUGAUAUCCUCAGAGAGACCUCUGAGCCCUGCAACCUUGACCCCUGGAUGUGGAUCUUGACCUACCAGAACCCUCCGCUGCCUUAUCCCUGCUAUCCUCUGGACUUGGAGACUUGGACUUGCCAGGAAGCUUCACACACUAUCAUACCUUCAAAAAACUGUUCCUGUCUGCCUGAUUGUCGCCAUUCCAGUUCUCCUUUUGUUGCCUGUACUCACCAGCGCUGACAGGCACUAUUAAUUUCCUUGCAGAAUCCAAACUGUUAGUUGUUUUUACCCAUUUUCCCCAUGAACAAUACCACUGUACCCUGCUAUUAUCAACUCCGUCUAAACUGUGUAAGCAGCAACAGUUUACAGAGCUCGAGUCGAUGCUAUAAUCCCUGCCUCCAUGCCAAAGACAGUGUGUACAACAUGUGCAACAAACACCAACACGCACACAUGCAGACUGGAGCACAUUCACUUUUGGAGGACAGAGAGGGGUAAGAGGCUGAAGGCUCCUCCCUGAGAGUUUGUGAAAACAUUCCAGCAAAGUGAGAGCGGUCAAAGAAUUGGAAACUCUCACAGCGGCCUCUUAUACUUACUCUCUGUCCUUUCUCACCUCGUUGCACAUGUAGUUGCACUGUAUACAGUGUUUAUACAGGCUGCGUGAAGCUCUGCAGGGGCAACACGUCAAGGAGGGGGGAACCCGAAGGAACAUCCAAAGUCUGGACAGACAAAGAAAACUCAGCUGUCCCCACUGAUCGGCUCAUAAUGAAGCCGGUGUUUGUCCUCCUUGUUUCCACUGCCUGGACUUUGACUGGAGCCCAGUAUUACUACCAGGGGCUGAUGGAUUAUCUGGAGAACAGGUUGUUGGCUAUUGAGGACCGCAUGCAGUUGUGGCAUGAACAAUCCCAUCGCUACCACACAGAGAUGCUGGAUUUCAAAAAGCUAACUGCUGAGGCCAUGGAUGGGCUGAAGAAUGAGCACAGCAUGAUGUUCAAAGACCUGGAGGGAGCUGCGGCCCGAGUGGACCGGGUGGAGCGAGAGAUGGACUACGUUGAGACCCAGACUUCCCCUCGGGCCUGCGCGAAUAAAGCAGACAAGGUUGUGGAGCAGGGAGCCUGGGGGUUGCAGGAGAGCAGAGGAGGGGAAGAGGAGGAAGAGGACUGGGAGGAGCUGCGCUCCAGAGUCUCUGACUGUGUUGAAAUCAUCUCUGGCAUCAGGUCAGUGAAGAUCCUGAAGAGAGUCGGCAGUCCCAAAGGCAUGUGGACCAGAGACCCAAGGUCGUCCAAAGUUUACGUCUUCAAUGGGACAUCAGGAGACAGCAUCUACCAGUUCAACUCUGUACGAGACUUUUCCAGCUCUCCUGGCGUCACCAGCAGCCGACAGAUCAGACCUCCCUCUGAGUGGAGCGGUCCAGGCAGCGCUGUCUAUAACGGCUAUUUGUACUACAUACAGCAGGAGGCUGAUACAGACGUGCAGGUGGUCAAAUAUGACCUGCUGAGUGGCUUGGUGACAGACGUCGCCAUGUUCCCCAUGGAGAGCCACGCUGCGGUUUACAGCCUCAACCCAGAAACUGUUGCGGACCUCGCAGCAGACGACGAAGGCCUCUGGCUCCUGUACGCCUCCAGCGACAGUGAACCAAACAUCAACCUGGCAAAAAUGGACCCUGACACGCUCGAUAUAGAACAAAUCUGGGACACCCGGUGCCCACGGGAGAACGCAGAGGCAGCUUUUGUGGUGUGUGGGACCGUCUAUGUCGUUUACAACACCCGCAUGCCCAGCAGGUCCCGAAUCCAAUGCCUUUUUGAUGUCAAUGACAUGGUGAUCAGCGAGGAGGCUCCGCUGAUAUACUUUCCCAGGAGGUACGGAGCCCACGCCAGCCUGAAAUACAACCCCGAGGAGAGACAGCUCUACGGCUGGGACGAUGGCUACCAAAUCAUUUACAGACUGAGCAUGAAGAAGAAGCUCCUGGUGUGACAGCAGGGAGGUGGUGUCAGGUUUCCAAAGGCAAUAAUAAAGCAAAGGAGCGGUAAACUUACACACGCUAUGCCGAAAAGUAUUUCAGUAGCCUGAAGACUCUUCAUUCAUGGUAGAUUUAAAGGUUCAGUGUGUAAAAUUUAGGGGGAUUUAGUGGCAUCUAGUGGUGAGGAUUGCAGAUUGCAACCAGCUAAAACUUCUCCUGGUUAGAAUUCCCUCAGUGUUCAUUGUUCAGGAGGUUUUUACCAGGAGAUGAAUUAUCUGCAGAGGUCUCUUCCUCUCCAAGACAAACAGACCAGGUGAUUUUAACAAGUAAAAAUUCAUUUCAUGUUGAAAUUAGUGUUUCUCCUAUGCUGUUUUGGAUGUCGCUGACGUUUUCUCUGAUAACUUAUGACCCAGAUGUUCAGGAGGUUUUUCUCUCCAAAACAAAUGCACCCGGUGAUUAAAACCGAUUAAACUCUGAAUAAAGCAGUUUCACGUUACAAAUCAGUGUUUCUCUUACGCUGUUUGGGACGUGACAAAGGGCUACUAGCCGAGUAUCCCUUUGCCACAUCUGAUUUAGACUUUCAAGAGGUUUUUACCAGGAGCCGAAUGAUCCGCAGAGGUCUCCUCCUCUCCCAAACAAAGGCACCCCUUCAUUAAAACUGGCUAAACAAUGAGUAAAGCAGUUUAACAUUAAAAAUCAGUGUUUUUCUGAUGCUGUUCAGCUCGUCAGAGACAGACAGCUAGCUCAGCACCUGCUUAUAUGUGCUCACCUUUUUACUGAUUAUUUAAAUCCAGAUGCUCAGGAGGUUUUUACUGGGAGCCAAGUUAUUUGCAGAGGCCUUUCCCUCUUCAAAACAAAUGAACCAGGUGAUUUAAACCGGUAAAACACUGAAUAAAGAAGUUGCACGUUCAAAAAAAUCUGGUUUUGCUGACACUACUUGUUGUGUAGGGGCUGCUAACUAUGGUGGCCAACACAAAAACGUGAACAGCCCUAUCUAGAGCCAGUGUUUAGUUUGUCCGUUCUGGGCUACUGUAGAAAUAUGGCAGUGCAACAUG